Indicator indicator is the source of this 1314-nucleotide messenger RNA. RefSeq names its product repulsive guidance molecule BMP co-receptor b (gene RGMB). Gene Ontology annotation, cellular component: plasma membrane. Gene Ontology annotation, biological process: BMP signaling pathway. Gene Ontology annotation, molecular function: coreceptor activity. NCBI's taxonomy places the organism in Eukaryota, Metazoa, Chordata, Aves, Piciformes, Indicatoridae. The record is from RefSeq and is a predicted model, not a curated record. The transcript is spliced from 3 exons. Bases 1 to 1314 code for a protein of 437 amino acids.
AUGGGGAGAGCUGCGCCUUGUCGCGCCGCUGGGGCUGAGCCACCGCAUUGCAGACCGCGCCCACCAUCGCUUGCCGCCUUCGGCCUUCUCGCCGUCCUGGGGCUGCUGCUGCGCUCAGGUGACUGCCAGCUGCAAACGCCUUGUCGAAUUCAAAAGUGCACCGCUGAUUUUGUGUCCUUAACUUCACAUCUAAACUCAGCUCUUGCAGACUUCGAUGUGGAGUUCUGCAAGGCCUUGCGAGCGUACUCUGCCUGUACCUACCGUAAUUCCAAAGUAUGCCGUGGAAACUUAGUCUACCAUUCAGCAGUGCUUGGGAUCAGUGACCUCAUGAGCCAGAGAAACUGUUCCAAAGAUGGGCCCACAUCCUCCACCAACUCUGAAGAGGCCCAUGAUCCCUGCAGUUACAGCGGCCACAAAGAAGGCAGAGAACAUCGUGGAGGGGAGAAGACUCCUCCUACUACGUACCUGUUUUGUGGCUUGUUUGGUGAUCCUCAUCUGAGGACUUUUAAGGAUCACUUCCAGACAUGCAAAGUGGAAGGUGCUUGGCCUCUUGUAGACAAUGACUACUUAUCAGUCCAAGUGACCAAUGUGCCUGUGGUCCCAGGAUCCAGUGCUACUGCUACAAAUAAGAUAACUAUUAUCUUUAAAUCAUACCAAGACUGUACAGAUCAGAAAGUAUAUCAAGCAGUGACUGAUGACUUGCCUGCAGCUUUUGUUGAUGGUACAACAAGUGGAGGUGAUGGAAACACCAAGAGCUUGCAAAUUGUGGAGAAGAUCAGUGGCAAAUACAUUGAAAUGGAUGCCAGGUACAUUGGGACUACGGUGUAUGUACGCCAGCUUGGGCACUUCUUGACUUUGGCCAUUCGCAUGCCUCAAGAGUUGGUCAUGGACUAUGAGGAGAGCCAAGAUCUGCAGCUGUGUGUGAAUGGUUGUCCUUCAAGUGAACGUAUUGAUGAUAGUGGCCACUUAACAUUGCCUGUUAGGGAGCAGUUGCUCCCUGACAGUGGUACUUCUCAUCCCUGGUCAGUGUACACACUGGAAACUGCCACCACUAAAUGCCACGAGAAGAUGCUGGUGAAGGACAUCUAUUUUUACUCAUGCAUAUUUGAUCUUCUCACUACUGGUGACACUAAUUUCACGGCUGCAGCUCACAGUGCCUUGCAGGAUGUGGAGGCACUGCACCCCAGAAAAGAGCACUGGCAUAUCUUUCCCAGCAGUGGAGGUGGUAGCAUAGGCAAAGGUAGCAAAUUCUUUGUGGGUAUUGGACUUUUGUGCUUGAUCCUAAUGGCAUUUUCAUAUUUUUUUUGUCUUUAA